AUGCCAUUCUCUCGGUAUUUGCAACCUCUUUGGUCCAACGGAAAGCGUGUAGCAGAUGCUAAACUUAAGGAUAUCAAGAACUACUUGAACCUCAUUCCUCCGGCAGAUCAUCCUUUUUAUGUUAACCUUAUUGGUAACGAUACACUCGAGGAAGAUACAGAAGGGUAUAAUGCAGAGCUGGAUUUCCAAAUGCAAGAGGAUUGA
Molecule: messenger RNA, 204 nt
Organism: Acanthoscelides obtectus
Lineage: Eukaryota; Metazoa; Arthropoda; Insecta; Coleoptera; Chrysomelidae
Source: the annotation of a GenBank genome assembly